This is a messenger RNA of Acinonyx jubatus (cheetah), 9438 nucleotides long. It is a transcript of the gene XYLT1, whose product is annotated as xylosyltransferase 1. The transcript has 12 exons. Gene Ontology annotation, biological process: heparan sulfate proteoglycan biosynthetic process; chondroitin sulfate proteoglycan biosynthetic process. Gene Ontology annotation, cellular component: membrane. The record is from RefSeq and is a predicted model, not a curated record. The coding region runs from base 5208 to 7724 and encodes 838 amino acids. Gene Ontology annotation, molecular function: protein xylosyltransferase activity. Lineage: Eukaryota; Metazoa; Chordata; Mammalia; Carnivora; Felidae.
ACAGAGCAUGAACAGGGGAGGGGCAGAGAGAGAGGGAGACACAGAAUCUGAAACGGGCUCCAGGCUCUGAGCCGUCAGCACAGAGCCCAACGUGGGGCUUGAACUCACGGACCGUGAGAUCAUGACCUGAGCCGAAGUCGGAUGCUUAACUGACUGAGCCACCCAGGCGCCCCUAUAUAGGCGCCCCUAUCUUUGCAUCCUGCCUUGGUAGGAUGAAGUGACAGAAACCAGAACAAACUUAGGCUUUGGGUUUCUGGUCCACGGGCUGGAAAGCUCUGAGGCUCCCUGAUUUCUCAGAUACCAUCGUGCUGGUAUGACGAUUGUUCUGGGUGAGCUCUGUUUCAUGUCAUCCUGUUCUUUGUAAGCAAGAGGAUUCACUGUCGGUGAAACUGGAAGGCCAUAUUAUUCCUUUGUAAGGACUUUGCAUAGACACUCACAAAUUAGAAGAAGAAGAAAAAAAAACCAACCCUUUGUGAAAUCCCAGGAUCUGGUCCCGCUGGGAGAACCUAGGGAAAGUGGUCACGGGAGGCACCCCAGAAAGGGAGGAAGCUGGCAGGAUUGGCUUUCAUGCUCUGCCAUCACUGUCUUGAAAUUCCUCACCGCUUUUAAACCAGGCACCCCCAUCUUUGUUUUGCACCAAAGUGGCCUGGCCCUGGAAGCCAGCGACAGGCUCAGAGGACCCACGCGACAAGCCUUGCAUGGAGGAGGAGAGCAGCGUGUGCGGCGUCCUGUCCGCCAGCGGCUGAGCUCUCCUGACCCAGCGGCUGCAUUGCCGACGAGCUAGCUUCCUCUCCCCUUGCUUUGUGCCAAGGGAAGAAAGACCAGCUUCAGUAAUUUUCUGAAUUAAGCAGUAGAGACCGUAAGCCUGCUCGUGCAGAGGGGGUUCAAAGCGAAGUUCGAAUUACCUCCAGUUAAGGACGUGUUUGAUGCUCACAACUUGAACGUAAUUGCUUUCAAGGACGGAGGCAGCACUUUUUCCUGCAGAGCCAGUGUGAGACCCCGCUUUUCUACGAGGGGGUUUCUUAAAGAAAUUGGGCUCCCGUCCUGGCUGAGGUUGAGGUCCCUGGGGACUUCUGAGCGGUUGGGGUUUUCAGGCCACGGGUCACCAGUGGAAGUGUCCCAAUGGGGCCACUUCCUCCUGAUCCCUGUGGGGAGGAAUUUCAUCCAGUGACCCUGCAGGUAGCUGAUUGAGUCUGAAAUAGCAGCCUCCCAACCCAGCAGGGACCAGAACAAGGAACAUUGCAGUAAUUUCUUUCCUCCUCCCCUCUGAACGAUUGUUAAUCAGGAGUCUUUUGGAAACAAAAAAUAAAAGGAAAGCAAGAAAAAGGAGACCUACUUUGGCAAACCCAGUGGAAAACUACUGCUCUGUCUACAGGUCCCCCAAACUACCACUCUGUCUACAGCAAAUGGGCGGUGGGCAGGCGGGGGGCCGCAGAUGUCUCAGAAGCUCAGACACAUCGGUGACCAGAGGGGUUGUUCGCACUUUGCGAGAACAGAAAGGCCGUUGGAUGAUCACAAUUGUAACCAUAAAUAAUUCUGUAUCUGUUGUCAUAGCUGCGGUCAUUUAUUGAGAGCGUCUACUAGGUAUCAGGUUUUAGGCCACACCAUGCACAUCUCCUAAUUCCUACAACAACUGUGUGGCCCGGCUCCAUUUUACAGAUGAGAAGUCUGAGGCUCUCAAGGUUUGACCUGGCCAAGAGCAUAUGGCUGGUAAGGGGUAGGGUCGUGUUUGAGCUGCGUGCGACUCCAGGACUUGGGCCGUGUCCCCUGCACUGCCCCGUGAUUGCAUGGUCCCCUCUGAAGCCACCACCCUAUGUUGUGAUGUGGGGAGCUGGAGCAUCAGUGAAGUUCUGGAAGGUCUAUGCCUAAGCCGUGGGUUCCCAAAGUGUAACUGGGAGGCAGGUGGUACACAGGCGAACAUUUUUUUUUAAGUGUAUUUCUUGUAUUUAAAGGAAAUACAUAUAACUGCUAUAUAAAACCUGUGGUUUUAGAGUGAACUAAAAGUUCACUCUCACAACACAAAUUAAGAAAAGAAACCGUGAGUCUUUUAAAUAAAAAUAGCAGUGUGGGUGAGAUGCUUGUUUGGCCCACUGGUUCCACUAUUCUGGAAACAUCUUGCCUAAGCAGUUGGAACAGCCCUGAAUGUUGGGGGGCGGGGGGUUGACACGGAACUGGUUACCCUGACAAGGAGACCUUGUUCUCAGUGGGAAAGAAGUCGUGAGCCAAGUUGUCAGCAUUUUGGGUUCCAUCAUCCACCGUGAUGGUGCUGUCCCCUCCUCUUUCAUAGUCACCGUCUUGUCACUUGUUGCCAAAACCCCAGACACUCUCGCUGACUUUCAGAAUUGUUCACAAGUCUUAGCAAAAAGCCCUUACCCCAGCGUGUGGGGUUUCUCAUCACCUCUGCCUACCGUGGGGUUGUCUUGUACCAGUCGGUAGCUGAUGGCACCUCACUAGCCUUCUGUCUCUAGAAUACACCAAGCCCAGUCUUACCUCAGGGCCUUUGCACUUGCUGUUCUUGCUGCCUCGGACUCCCUCCUGCCCCGGUAUUUGCUUGGCAGAUGCCUUCUUCUCAUUCUGGUCUUCAUUCUAACAUCUGUCUUCUCAGGGGGGCUUUCCUGUUCACCUACUAAAGUCUCCCUCUCCCCGCAUCUCUUUCUAUGCAAAUCUUUUUCUGUCAAAGACCAGAUAGUAAGUAUCUUAGGCUUGAGGACCAUAUGGUCUCUGUGGCAACUAGUCAACUCUGUCAUUGUUGUGCAAAAGCUUUCACAGGCAACAUGUAAAUAAAUGGGGGUAUUAUUUUGCUAACACUCUACUUACAAAAACAGAUGGCCAGCUGGAUUUGACCCACACAGGCUGUAGUUGGCUGAUCCCUGCUCUACUCUACUACCUUUUUAAGAAUUUUUGUCAUAACAUUUAUCACUAUCUGAAAUCAUCUUGUUUAUUUGUAUAUAAUUUUGUCUCUUUGUAUCUACAAUGUAAACCCAACGAAGGCAGGAAUGUACCCUUCCUUCCUGUUUAGUUGGUAUCCUUAGUGCCUCGCACACAGUGCGCACUCAGCAAAUGUUUGUUCAAUGGAUGGAUACUGUCACUAUGGGAUUCCUGUGUUCAUUUAUUCUCCAGACAUGUAUGGCUCACUUACUCUGCCCGUGGCCUCAUAUGGAACAUUGGAAACGGAGCUCACGGACAAAUACUUAGAUGCUCAUGGGAGCAGGUUAUGGUUCGACGUGAUGGGCCAGAUGGGAUGGAUAAGUGGCUCUCAAUAGUGGGGUAUUAACUCUUAGGUGGUCAGCGGUGGCUUCUUGGAGCAAGCAGUGUCUGAGCCAAGCGUGAAGGGGACAUUCAGGCUCUCUGGGUAGAGAGGCAGCCUGGAAGAGCGUUCAUGUACAGGGAACAGCCUGAGCAACGGCGUGGUGGCAGGCACCCGUGUGGCUGUGUGCCGCAGGAAGGAAAAGCCAUUCGGGGCUGCUGAGUAAAACCAGUCCAGACGUCACUGCAGGUCAGAUGAACAGCAACAGGUGUAAGUUGAGAGUCCGGUUGGAUGAGUUCUUGUGAACAAUUGACAAAGGUCUUUCUCUGAAAUAUGGAAUUGGGCCCUGCAUUUAAAUGUGGGCUUUGGUUUCUGUGAACUCAGAGGUUCUAUUGCUCCAGAAGCUUAAAAAUUCGUAGUCCAUGGAUCUGGCUUCUCAGUUGACCUGGCCCCAGUCAUCUAGAGUUGGCCGACAUUUGCAGGCGAGCUACCCGACAUCCUAUGUAAUUGGUAGGUCUUGGCUCUCAAAAUAUACAGGCGAUGCUCAUGAGCGGCCUUCCCUGGCUGUCACCCUGCCCUUGUGCGUACACCUAAAACCCAUCGGUUGUCAGCAGGGAGUUAAGCACACAGAGAAAGGGCAGCAGAUGGCAUGGAAGAGUGGGGAGUUGCAAGCCCCGAAUAAAAUUUUAUUGAGGUGGGCCAGCCCUGCUGUUGACGAGGUGCUUAAAGGGAAUUUGUGAUUUGCAAAGCCAAAGACUGUUCUUGCUCGUCACCCUGGAGACGGGAAGAAUGCCUGAGACUUCGGGGACUCUGCCUCCAACUUCUAAGCCUUGGCCAAGCCCUAAUGAGGCCAGAGCCAAGUUCAAGGGUAGAGGCUGAUGCUGUCACAAGCCUUGGGGCUGCUGUGACAGGCGAGCCACAGCAGAAGGAAGCAGACCUUCGUCAGCACCUAACAGGCCCUGGGGUGCUGAUGGGGUGCACACAUACUACGUGUGCACAUGGCGGAUUCUGUAACAUCCACGUUACACUCUUCCUGCCAAUAGUUACUUACUAUUCUUUAUGUUUUUAAAUGUUUAUUUUUAUUUUUAAGAGAGAGCAUGUGAGUGGGGGAGGUGCAGAGAGAGAGGUAGACAGAGGAUCGAUCCAAAGCAGACUUCAUAAUGACAGCAGAAAGCUCAAUGCGGGACUCGAGCUCACGAGCUGUGAGAUCAUGACCUGAGCCGAAGUCAGACACUCAACCGACUGAGCCACCCAGGCGCCCCAACAUUUUUCUUUAAAUGUGCUCACUAUUUACUCAGGCUCAGCCUUAAGCUCUGCUAUCCAUAAUGUCAUAGUAUGAAUGAAGCCCAUUUUCUUCUUAAAUAUAUCAAAGUAAAUAAGUAACUGUUAGGGGCGCCUGAGUGGCUCAGUUGGUUGAGCGUCCGGCUUUGGCUCAGGUCACGAUCUCGCAGUUCGUGAGUUUGAGCCCCGCGUCGGGCUCUGGGCUGACAGCUCAGAGCCUGGAGCCCACUUCGGAUUCUGUGCCUCCCUCUGUCUGCCCCUCCGCUGCUUGCACUCUGUCUCUCGCAUUGUUUCAAAAAUAAACAUUAAAAAAAAUAAAAAUAAAAAAAUAAAUCGUUAAAGUUUUUUCAGAAAGGUUUAUUCACGAACCACACGGGAGAACCUGUGUGCUGUUGUUUCUAGUGCCUUCGGCCUUAUCCUCUUCAGUACUUGUGGGUUUGCUAGAAGGUGUUGUUGCCUCUGUUUUGUAGGCAAGGAAACAGAGACCCAGAGAAAUUUAGCAUCUCACCCAAAGUCACGCAGCUAAGAACCAGCAGAGUGUGGAUUUUAACACAGAUCUUUCUGGCUCUAAAGUCCCAAGUGAUAUGCACCCACUUCUCAGAGGACAGAAAGGGAGAAUGAUGUCCAGACAUCCCCUGGAUUGGAUGGACAGAUUUAAAGGUUCUCGGGACAGGCAUAAAUGGACCCUCAUCCAAGUCCACCGAUCACCCUGGAGUCACAGGAUGGCUACUUUUCUCACCGGCCAAAAGAGAAAGUGCGAACAGACAGCAACAAUGAGAACUCCGUCCCCAAAGAUUUUGAGAAUGUGGACAACAGCAACUUUGCACCUAGGACUCAAAAGCAAAAGCACCAGCCUGAGCUGGCAAAGAAGGCCCCGAGUAGACAGAAGGAGCUCUUGAAGAGGAAGCUGGAGGAGGAGAAGGGGAAGGGGCAUCCGUUCCCGGGCAAGGGCACCAACGAGGUGCUGCCUCCUGGGGAGAAAGCCGCCGUGAACGGGAGCCGUGGGAAGGAUGUCCCAAGACAGCCCCACAGCAGGAAAAGCGGGGGCAGCUCCCCUGAGAUCAAGUAUGACCAGCCCCCCAAGUGUGACAUCUCGGGCAAGGAGGCCAUCUCUGCCCUGUCCCGUGCCAAGUCCAAGCACUGCCGCCAGGAGAUCGGGGAAACCUACUGCCGCCACAAGCUCGGGCUGCUGAUGCCCAAGAAGGUGACUCGGUUCUGCCCCCUGGAAGGCAAAGCCAACAAGAACGUUCAGUGGGACGAGGAUUCGGUGGAGUACAUGCUGGCCAACCCAGUCAGAAUCGCCUUCGUCCUGGUGGUCCACGGCCGGGCCUCUCGGCAGCUGCAGCGCAUGUUCAAGGCCAUUUACCACAAAGACCAUUUCUACUACAUCCACGUGGACAAGCGCUCUAAUUACCUACAUCGGCAAGUGCUCCAGUUUGCCAGACAGUAUGACAACGUUCGCGUCACCCCCUGGCGGAUGGCCACCAUCUGGGGAGGAGCCAGCCUCCUGUCCACGUACCUGCAGGGCAUGCGUGACCUCCUGGAGAUGACCGACUGGCCCUGGGACUUCUUCAUCAACCUCAGCGCAGCCGACUACCCCAUCAGGACGAAUGACCAGCUGGUGGCAUUUCUCUCCCGAUACCGAGAUAUGAAUUUCCUGAAGUCACACGGCCGGGACAAUGCAAGGUUCAUCCGAAAACAGGGUCUGGACCGACUCUUCCUGGAGUGUGACGCCCACAUGUGGCGCCUAGGGGACCGGCGAAUCCCAGAGGGCAUUGCUGUGGAUGGAGGCUCGGAUUGGUUCUUGCUGAACCGGAAGUUUGUGGAGUAUGUGACGUUCUCCACAGAUGAUCUGGUGACCAAAAUGAAGCAAUUUUACUCCUAUACCCUGCUUCCUGCUGAGUCCUUCUUCCACACCGUCCUGGAGAACAGCCCCCACUGCGACACCAUGGUGGACAACAACCUGCGCAUCACCAACUGGAACCGCAAGCUGGGCUGUAAGUGCCAGUACAAGCACAUCGUGGACUGGUGCGGCUGCUCCCCCAACGACUUCAAGCCGCAGGAUUUCCACCGCUUCCAGCAGACAGCCAGGCCCACCUUCUUUGCCCGAAAAUUCGAAGCCGUGGUGAAUCAGGAAGUCAUCGGGCAGCUGGACUAUUACCUGUACGGGAACUACCCCGCGGGCACCCCGGGCCUCCGCUCCUACUGGGAGAACGUGUACGAUGAGCCAGAUGGCACCCACAGCCUGAGCGACGUGGCACUCACCUUGUAUCACUCCUUUGCCCGCCUGGGCCUCCGACGGGCUGAGUCGUCGCUGCACGUGGAGGGGGAGAACAGCUGCCGGUACUACCCGAUGGGCCACCCAGCAUCCGUCCACCUCUACUUCCUUGCGGACCGCUUCCAGGGCUUUCUGAUCAAGCAUCACGCUACCAAUCUGGCCGUGAGCAAACUUGAGACCCUGGAGACAUGGGUGAUGCCAAAGAAAGUCUUCAAGAUUGCAAGUCCCCCCAGUGACUUCGGGAGGCUCCAAUUUUCUGAGGUCGGCACCGACUGGGAUGCCAAGGAGCGGCUCUUCCGCAACUUUGGGGGGCUCCUGGGGCCCAUGGAUGAGCCGGUAGGCAUGCAGAAAUGGGGGAAGGGCCCCAAUGUCACCGUGACUGUCAUCUGGGUGGAUCCCGUCAACAUCAUCGCAGCCACCUAUGACAUACUGAUUGAAUCCACUGCCGAAUUCACUCACUACAAGCCCCCUUUGAACUUGCCCCUGAGGCCUGGGGUCUGGACAGUGAAAAUUCUUCACCACUGGGUGCCAGUUGCAGAGACCAAAUUCCUCGUUGCACCUCUGACCUUCUCAAAUAGGCAGCCCAUCAAACCAGAGGAGGCACUGAGGCUGCACAACGGGCCGCUCCGCAGCGCCUACAUGGAACAGAGCUUCCAGAGCCUGAACCCCGUCCUCAGCCUACCCAUCAGCCCUGCCCAGGUGGAGCAGGCUCGCAGGAACGCGGCCACGGCUGGCGCGGGCCUCGAGCGCUGGCUGGACUCGCUGGUAGGUGGGAUGUGGGCCGCCAUGGACAUCUGCACCACGGGCCCCACUGCCUGCCCCAUCAUGCAGACCUGCAGCCAGACGGCCUGGAGCUCCUUCAGCCCCGACCCCAAGUCGGAGCUGGGGGCCGUCAAACCUGAUGGCCGGCUCAGGUAGCACUGGGCACACGUGAGCCACAGCAGAUCUCAAAGGGAAAGCAGCCAGGGGGGCCGGUGGCACCUGGACCCUGGCCUCCCACCCCCGGGGCGGGGGGGGGGAGGGGUGUCUUUUGUGAGAGGAGUUCUCAUGGCUACAGAAUGAUGGAGAAGGAAGGUGUAGAGGUCAAAGCCGUUUCUGCCGACGACCUGCAUUUGACAAGCUGGGUACUGGGGGCAAGGACUGCUUGGUCCCCGCACCACAGUGGUCUUACCUCUUUUGGUUGAUCCUCAAAGCCUAUAGGUUCCUUGUUGUCCCUGCCAGUGACCCAGUCCCCCAGACAAGUGAUUCUCAAAACUUUUAUUUUGAGCAGCAGACUUUAGUUUACUAAGCUCAGUUGGAAGGGGGAAGUUCAAGGUGCAAUUGAACUCCAGGCUGCUCUGGUUGAAGCUGGGGAGUGUAAGGUUCUUCUCCAAGCACAGCCCACCAGGCCGUCCCUUUGUCAGUGGCACCUCCCAAGGUACCUGUCCAGAACCCACAGGAUCUGCAAAAGCCAGCUGGAAAAGCACAGCCCAGACCGUGGGCUUGAUUGAUCUCCAGCCCCCUGCUUGGGCUCAUUUUCCUGCUCCUGGGCUGGAGGAGACUGUCUGAGCCUUCCCCCAGCCUUGUCGGGUUGAGUUGUCCUCCUUAGUCGCUAGAUGAGCAGGAGAGCCUUUUGAUGGAACAUGGCCAAGGUUCCCCAAGGUGUCACUGCCCCAGGGCCGGGGUUCCAGGCCAGCCUCCCUCCAGACUGCCACCGACAGGCUGAUGCUCAUAAGCAUCAAGUCUCCUAGGCAUUCGUGGGCCAGGAGACCAUGACCUCAUGGAUCCUGGCCAGUGGGAACUUUGGGGACCACGGCCAUGAAACUCAGAGAUUGUUGGGCGCCAACUCCUGAGCUGGACGGCACAGCAAUACCCUCCCGUGCGUGAGCCCUUCCGCCCUGAGGUCCGGGCACUCCAGACCUCUGUGAAUCAUACCUGCCACCCCCAUCCCUGGUGCUGUAGGAAUGGACCAGACUUUCUACAUCCCUGCAAAAGCAUUUCAGAUUUGGUUUCUAACUCCAUGUCCUUCCUCCUGUGAGGUGCCACGUCAAAGGGGGAAGCUUGCGGAUGUGAUUGGUUACUACCUUAACAGCAGUGUUACUCCAAGUGCUCGAGGUGCAGAAACCUGACAUCUGAGCCGUGGCUCCAGGCCCCUUCCUCCUCCAGCCCCCACCCCGUCCCCACGACAGGCUUUCUUUGGCACAGGCCCACCCGUGGCUGCACCAUGUUCUGCGGCAGAGUCUAUCCUGUGUCUCUGUGCAGUGUGCGUGUGAAGGGAGCAGAGCCCAUGCCUCUCACCCCCAAGCCCCUGCCCCACCGGGCCGGAUGUCCUGUGGGCCAGGGAGGGGCUGGAAGAGGGACACUUGCAGUAUUUAUUAUUUAUAUGUUUUAGUCCAUGACUAAUAGUAGGUGCUGCGUUUGCAGCUUGUUAGUUAUGUUCUCUUACUAACUGAAGCUGCCUUUAUUCAUGAAAGGCCCCCCCUUCCCCUCCCUCCCCGUGGCCAGUGUCUGUCUGUCUCCUGUCUGCUCUGUAUUCUCCACGUCCUGAGAGAAAGGCAGGGGUGUUGGACACUAUGAGGAGAGUGUGUGCCUCAGCAUCUGCUAACUGAUAGUGGGGUGCCCCUCACGACAAUGAGGCCUUCCUCCUUCUCGG